AGCCGGAAAACAAAAGCCAAACUGGACUGGGUGAACAAAAUUGCAGCAGAGGAUCCAGACUUGUGGGAGCGAGAGCUGCGCGGCAGUAUCAACAAUGAGCAGUGGUCCAAAGUCAACAUUGAAAUCGCAAAAGAGCGCUUUAACCAAACUGGAGGCGUUCACAUGCUCCAGUGGAUGAUCGGCUGUGAAUGGGAUGACGAGACUGGUGAGGUGGAUGGUUGGAAACAGUACAGUUAUGACGGAGAAGACUUCAUCUCAUUUGAGUGGAAAACGAUGAGAUGGAUCGCAGCGAAUCCACAAGCUUUUAUCUCAAAGAACAAGUGGGAACGAUUGGACGGCCUCAAAGAAUACUGGAAGAGUUACGUCACUGAGAUUUGUCCUGCUGCCUUGAAGAAGUAUGUGAGCAUUGGGCGGGACUUCCUGAUGAGAACAGAGCUUCCCAGGGUGUCUCUCCUCCAGAAGACGCCUUCCUCUCCGGUCACCUGCCACGCGACGGGUUUCUACCCCCGCACAUCGGAUCUUUUUUGGAGGAAGGACGGCGAGCAGCUGCACGAGGACGUGGAGAUGGGCCAGACGCUCCCCAACCACGACGGAACCUUCCAGACCGCGGUCCACCUGAAAGUGGAGGCGGCGCCCGACGCGGAGGCCAAGUACGAAUGUGUGUUCCGGCUGGCCGGCGUCGAGGAAGCCAUCGUCGUUAAGUUGGACGGCAAAAGCAUCCUGAGCAACGCGCGCGACGCAGAAGAAGAACGAGUCAAGAUGGUGGUGGCCAUCGCUGUCACCUUGGGGGUCCUGGCUCUGCUGGCGGCGGGGGGGGCGGCGGUCCCUGCCCACAGCUGCCCGAAGCCCGAUACUCUGCAGCGCACGUCAAGAACACAAGUGGGCCUGCUGAGCACGUUCUCAUCGCACCGCCUCUGAAAACGCUGACGUUUUUCCUUCUUCAA
Hippocampus comes (tiger tail seahorse) is the source of this 944-nucleotide messenger RNA. Its product is annotated as class I histocompatibility antigen, F10 alpha chain-like. The annotation marks the transcript as partial. Gene Ontology annotation, biological process: immune response. The transcript has 6 exons. Gene Ontology annotation, cellular component: external side of plasma membrane. The record is from RefSeq and is a predicted model, not a curated record. Lineage: Eukaryota; Metazoa; Chordata; Actinopteri; Syngnathiformes; Syngnathidae.